GAAUGGACCCACUAUUUACACGCGCACGCAGCUUUAUCGGACAGGUGUACCGGAGAAAGAGGAGCGCCGAAAGAAAGAGAUAUGGCUUCCAAGCGAUCCUCAUUCAAGAUAAUAUUGGGUUCGUCGUCAGUGGCUCGUCGGCGGAUUCUAGCGGAAAUGGGAUAUGAAUUCACAAUUGUGACCGCAGACAUAGAUGAGAAAGGUAUCAGGAAGGAAACGCCGGAGGAGUUAGUCAUGGCUCUUGCUGAGGCCAAGGCAGAUGCCAUCUUAUCAAAGCUUCAAAUUAAGGAUUAUUUAGCGGAGGAUUUGCCUCCAACACUGUUAAUUACAGCAGACACAGUGGUGGUGUAUAAAGGAACAAUUAGAGAAAAGCCGUCCAGUGAGGAAGAAGCACGCGAAUUUGUCAAAGGCUAUUCUGGCAGUCAUGGAGGAGUUGUAGGAUCUGUACUUGUAACCAACCUUAAGACGGGAACCAGAAAAGGAGGAUGGGAAAGAGCAGAGGUUUAUUUUUAUGACAUUCCGGAUGAAGUCAUUGAUAACAUGAUUGAGGAGGGGAUCUCUUUAAAUGUUGCUGGGGGUUUAAUGCUCGAACAUCCACUAACGUUGCCUUUUGUUGAAUCUGUGGUUGGGAGCACUGAUUGUGUGAUGGGACUUUCGAAAGCUUUAACAGAAUCCCUCAUCCAGGAAGCCCUCUAGCUGCUGUAAUCGUUUCACCAUCAUUUUGAUUGAACCAGAUAACAACUGGACAUGAGUCUAUGAACUCAAAAUUUUGAACCAUCGCUUUGAAAUUAUCAGCAGAGUGCCCAUUACAUACACCUGCAAAUUAAUUCUGUCUAGCCCAUGUUUCUUGUUUACAUUGAAUUAGAUCACAACUGAUUCAAUCGUCAACUUCAUAAAAAACAAACAGUUUUGAUGAUGUUCUUUGACGACUCCCGCAUCCAAGGAGCUCGUAAGAUUAAAAAUAUGCUAGUCGAUUCAUGGAGCACUGUGAAUCUGGUGCACCAUAUUAUGAUGAAUCUGAUGAUGCAUGAGUUGCUUUCAUAAGAAGUUAUGCUUUGUUUUCUUAUCUCGGUUGCAGCAGGAAAGACAUCCUCACUUGGGCCAAGUGGGGUGAACUCCCAAAUCGAAUUUGGGACGUGCUUCCCUGGAAAGCAGUAUCCAUCCAUAUUUCGUUUAGAAAGAAUCAGAACUACACAGCUUGAAGUAGGUAUUGGCUGUAACUUUCUGCUUAUUAAUUUGCAAAGCAAAAUUGAGGGAAACCCAUUGAUUGGGUAUUUUUCACAUCAGGUAAUGCUUCCAAACUCUGGAUUUGGAUGAUAAAUCUGUUCAGAGUAAA
Vitis riparia (riverbank grape) is the source of this 1336-nucleotide messenger RNA. RefSeq names its product 7-methyl-GTP pyrophosphatase-like. NCBI's taxonomy places the organism in Eukaryota, Viridiplantae, Streptophyta, Magnoliopsida, Vitales, Vitaceae. The coding region runs from base 82 to 696 and encodes 204 amino acids. Gene Ontology annotation, molecular function: nucleoside triphosphate diphosphatase activity. The transcript is spliced from 9 exons. The record is from RefSeq and is a predicted model, not a curated record.